AUGUCCGCCAUCAAAGAUCGAGAAGAGGAUAUUGGAUUUACUCCGGAAGUUGGACAAGAUAACUCUAUUGAGCGCGAUGCUGUGAUAGGAGAGCAGGAGAAGGGAGAGAGACGCCCUCCUGCGCAUAAUGAUCUGGAUUCCAUCCCUUGGUCAGGAGCAGAUGAUCCAGCAAAUCCAAAAAACUGGUCGAACAAGAGGAAGUGGCUCAAUAUCACGGUUCUAUCACUGCUUACAGUCGUAACUCCACUUGGUUCUUCAAUGUUUGCACCCGGAAUACCAAGCAUCAUGGCCGAGUUCCACGAAACGUCUCCCAACGCCGCUACCUUCAUCCUAUCAAUCUACGUUCUCGGUUUCGUCUUUGGCCCGAUUCUAAUUGCACCACUGAGCGAGACGUACGGCCGAAGAAAGCUUUAUAUAUGGGGAAACAUACUCUUCACCAUCUUCAGCGUGGGAACGGCUCUGAGCAACAGUAUGGGGAUGCUUCUUGGUUUUCGAUUUUCCAUGGGCUUUGCGGGAGUGGUGCCUAUCACGAUUGGGAGUGGAAGCAUUGCUGAUAUGAUGGCUCUUGAGACGCGAGGUCGCGCUAUCUCAAUCUGGGCGCUGGGUCCUCUGCUUGGCCCAUGUAUCGGCCCUGUUGCUGGUGGAUAUCUGAUACGUGCCAAAGGGUGGCGCUGGGUUUAUUGGCUGAUUUCGAUCAUUUCAGGCGUGCUUAUCCCUAUCUCAACUUUCCUGCUCGACGAAACCUUCGCGCCCGUGAUUCUCCAAAGACGCAAUGCCUCACUACCUCAGGAUAUUACAAACUCAGCAGUACCUAAUAGGUCUACUUCACGACCAGUUGAUACGUUGAAGUUCCGAGCUGCGGCACUUCGUCCUACCAAGCUUCUAUUUCUCGCUCCGCUUGUUACACUAAGCGCACUCUACAUCGCGAUAUCAUACGGAAUCCUCUAUCUUCUCAUCGCUACCUUUUCGUUCGUCUACCCACAGCAGUAUGGCUUUGACGAAGGAACCAGCGGGCUAGCCUUUAUCCCUGCUGGUAUUGGCAUGAUCCUCGGGGUCAUUGGUAUCGGACAAGUGACGGACCUUAUGGUCAAGAGAAACAAACUCAGAAGAGUAGUGCACCAACCCAAGUUUCGGCUCGUUCCUAUCAUUACGAUUCCUUGUGGGUUAGCACUGCCCUGUGGCCUCUUCAUUUACGGCUGGACGACGUAUCACACCUUACAUUGGAUUGUUCCCAUGAUAAGCGUUUCGAUCAUGUGUAUGGGACUUAUGACUGUCAAUUCCUGCAUUCAGAAUUAUCUACUUGACAUAUAUCCACGAUAUGCUGCAUCUGUCUCAGCAGCGUUGACGAUCCUGAGAUCCUUUGUUGCAGCAUUGCUGCCUCUUAGCGGGCUACAGAUGUAUGAAGCAAUGGGUCUUGGAUGGGCCAACAGUCUUCUGGGAUUUGUUGCAUUGGUUCUGAUCGUUAUACCCUUGGCUCUGUACAAGUUUGGAGAACGGAUUAAAACAUGGCAUGUACCAAAGUUGUAA
This is a messenger RNA of Fusarium oxysporum Fo47, 1527 nucleotides long. Its product is annotated as polyamine transporter 3. The record is from RefSeq and is a predicted model, not a curated record. Bases 1 to 1527 code for a protein of 508 amino acids. The transcript has 4 exons. NCBI's taxonomy places the organism in Eukaryota, Fungi, Ascomycota, Sordariomycetes, Hypocreales, Nectriaceae. Gene Ontology annotation, molecular function: transmembrane transporter activity. Gene Ontology annotation, biological process: transmembrane transport.